This is a messenger RNA of Chiloscyllium plagiosum (whitespotted bambooshark), 839 nucleotides long. RefSeq names its product aurora kinase A interacting protein 1 (gene aurkaip1). NCBI's taxonomy places the organism in Eukaryota, Metazoa, Chordata, Chondrichthyes, Orectolobiformes, Hemiscylliidae. The record is from RefSeq and is a predicted model, not a curated record. Gene Ontology annotation, cellular component: mitochondrion.
UGUUUCGGCUCCGGUGCCGGGGGAAGGAUUUUCUCAGCUGUUACCGGAAGUACGGAAUAUUCUAGACUGCGUUACCGGAGAGCGCGCCGCGGUGACCGGGAAUAUCCGCAGACACGACUUGGAGGUUUGCCCCACUUGUUCCUGAAUGAGUUAGUAGAAUGUUUCUGUCAAGAUUCGCUCUGCAGCUUGUGAAAGCACCCAGACUGCCGGUUGAUCUGCCUGUCCUUGGUUCUGCCAUUCAACAUUGCAAAGCAUUAUCGAGGAAUUGCUACACACAGCCUCAUCAAACUAAGCUGAAACCACAACGUUGGUGCACACUAGAUAAUGAGCUGGAGGAGUUUCUGACUCCACGGAAAUUGUCCAUUAGUCCAUUAGAAGGUUGGCUAACAAUUAAAUACCAUGUACCGGGGUUGGAUCAAAACGAUGAGCAAAGUAUUGGGAUAAGUGUCCAACAUUCUUCUCCGCAGUAUGACUGUCCUUCAGCUGAGGAACCUUUACCGUUUGGUGAGAAUGGAGAAGUGAUGAACUGCAAUAAAGAUGAAAUCCAGUGUAAAAAUGUACUGAAAAUUCGCAGGAGAAAAAUGAAUAGGCACAAGUACAAAAAGUUAUUAAAACGUACCAAGUUUUUACGCAGACGAAUCAAAGAAAACCGUAGACGAAGACGGCAAAUAAAGUUUGAGAGGGAUUUGAAGCGAAUCUGGAAGAAGGCUGGACUGAAGAAACCACCAGAAGGCUGGCAGGCACCAAAGAUAUUUGUGAAACGAUACCAUGGAAAAUCUGAAUGACACUGGAAACAACAGCUGUGUUCUAUAUAAAGCGAAACAAAAUGUUUUGAAGAA